CCUGUGCAAGAAGCGACAUAAUCGGCUAAAUUGCUAAAAUAUUUAUUUCAAAUCAAAUAUCCUUCCUUUACCAAGAAUGAUGGAUGGGAUAAAAGAAUAUAUGAAGCCCAAGAGAUUUAGCAUCUUAUCCUACAUAUGUGUGGUCAUCCAUUUUCACUGUGGAGUGAUAUUCACAGCAAUUACCACGGCUCUGAGACUCAGCGAGAUGGAAAAGUUCAGUUGUGCUGUUGACACAAAACAUGCAACUCACAAAAGUUAUGUCGAGAAAACGUGUUUUUCAAUCUACGAUGACGAGUACAACUCUCCCGUGAAAUUUUCUGCCUUCGUUCUGUUCAAUUUUGGUUCUGUUGUUGUUGUGAGUGUCGUUUAUUCGCUUGCUGUUGGCAAUCGUAUCGAAGAUGCAGAGAGACUCUCGGGCGGAAGUGAUAAACCUCAAACAGUUGCGAGAGGGAACACUGAACAAGGUAGAAAAACCUUUUGUGUUUUCAAUUUCUAUUUGUUCCACCUUGUGGCUCGUUCAAUGCUCUGUAUGUUAUUCACAAUUCUACAACAUACUGUAUUAUAUCCGAGUGGUUUUGAUACACAGUUCAGUUGUGUUUAUCCCGAAUUGAGAUCAGUUGAUCCUAACAUGACUCCAGUAAAUAAUAGAAGUGCCAACUUAUCCAGUGUAAAAUGUACGAACUCGGCUGCCAAAGAUAAACAGUUUUGGUUGACAAUUGUAUCUGUUUGUAAUCUCAUUUUUGCUGUAAUUGCAUUAGCGGAAGUUGUUUAUCUGCUAUUGAUGCGAUUUCCCAGUGUCACCCCUCAAUCUUCUGUUACUUGGUCAUGUGAUUGGCAAUUUAUUAAUAAACACUUUCUUCGAAAGCAAUAUGUACCUAACAGUUGUGACAUUUACAAGCAAAAGGUUUUAAAGCCUUGUCUGACACCUGAUAUAAAUUACGGUUUGAAUGAUAUAAGCUUGGAUGAUAUGUUUAUUGAUGUUGUUAUCCAUACUGAGCGAGCUCCACACAGGUUUUCAAAAGAAAUGUCUAGGCAUGAGAUCUACGAUGUUUAUACAAAAAUCCCUGAAAAGUCGAUACAUCUGAAACAGAUUAAAGAUCUGUUUUAUGCAAACAAAGAUACUAACUAUAACGUCCCUUCCACUAUCUUGGUAAUUGGUCGUCCGGGGAUUGGAAAAACUGUUUUGACCAGGAAAAUUAUGUACGAUUGGGCAAAAGAACAUAAUGAUGAAAUCUAUCACAACAAGGUCCCUUUCUACUUUAAAUUCCGAGAGUUCAAUUUCAAUGAGAUGCAAGACAUAACAAUUAAAAAAUUUCUACAGUUUGGAACUGAACUGAGUGAAGAUGAGUUUGAAAGUAUUUUUGAAGAAAUUUGGAGAAAUCCACAAAAUGCUAUUUUCAUUUUUGAUGGUUUGGAUGAAUCUGGUGUCAGUCUUGGUGAAAAUUAUCAGCGUGUCCUAGCUCAGUCAAAAAAGUAUUCGAAUAAUGACGUUUCUUGCCAAAUGUCAGCAAUGUCUUUUUUUCUCAAAAUCUUGUCUGGCGAUAUGUUACCAGGAGCAACAGUCUUGGUGACCAGCAGGCCAACUGUGAAUGAUGUUUUAUGCAAAAUGAAAUUUGACAGAACUGUUGAGAUUAUUGGGUUCACAUCAGAUAAAAUUGAACAGUAUGUUAAACAAUUUUGUGCUAAUCAUAAGAGGUGCGAUCUAGAAGCAACGAUAUUGAGUCAUAUUAAAUCGUCAUCUGAACUGAUGAAUUUAUGCUACAUUCCAGUGAAUUGUUUUAUUGUUUGUGUUUGUCUGUUCGAAUGUCUCAUUGACUCAGAGGGUGAUAUUGGUGCUCUACCAACUACUUUGACUGAACUGUACGAGUCAGCUUUAGUCUACUUCAACACGUAUCUUGACCGAAACGAAAACAAAGAAGAAGUUUUGAAUAAAUUUCAAGAGUUGGCUUUUAAUGGUAUGAAUAACAACGUGCUGAUUUUCAGUGGCAAGCUUGUUAACGAGGAAAUGAAACAAUCAGGAUUAUUAAAUUCUUUACCCAAACCAAGUUUUCAAAUUCAAAUACAGGUUUGCUUCAUUCAUUUAACAAUACAAGAAUUUCUCGCAGCAAAGUAUAUUGUGGAAACAAAAACACCCGAACAAGUAAAAGAAUUUAUAUCUUCUCAUAUCAAACAUGACAGAUGGCAUCUUGUGCUUCAGUUUCUUGCUGGAUUGUUGCGAGAGAAAAUGAAGACAUCUCCUAAAUACAGAAGCUGCGUGUUGAUGUUUAAAAAAUAUCUCAGUAUAAAUGAAAUAAAUUAUUAUUGGAUACAUCUUGAUCAAAUAUUAGUGAUGAAAUGUUUAAGAGAAACAAAGAAUGAAAAUAUUGCCGAAGAAAUUGUUGCGAACUCGAUUUUAAAAGAUGCGACUGGGAUAUCAUGCUCACUGUCUGUCGAACAAUUGCUUUCUCCAAGCGAUGCAGCAGCAGUUGUGUUUCUUUGCAAGCAUAUGAAGGAUUUAAAUACUUUACGCGUGCUCGGUUUAUCUAGUUCGGAUUGUUUGCUAGAAUUAGUUAAAUUACUCCAAGGAAGAUGCAUGAAAUCACUCUACAUCGUUCGUUGUCAUCUUAGUGACUUGUGUCUGGAGCGUCUUGGUGCAUUAUUGAAAUCUGAAUGUCAGGUGAAUCACGAGUGUUCUAAGCUGACUGAGUUGAAUCUUGGAAAUAACAAUAUUACUGCUGCUGGUAUGGCUCAUGUUUUAGAUAAUCAGGUUUAUAAUCAGUUGACAGACCUUGACCUUAGCUACAAUCCUAUUCGUGAUGAAGGUGUUCGUAUUCUAUCUAUCGCAAUGCAAGAAAGACAGUUAAAACUUGAUACUCUGUUUCUUAUCUCCUGUGCUUUGACCAGUGAGAGCAUGCCUUGGCUUGUGAAAUUUCUCGGUAAUGAACAUUGCAGACUAAGAUCCUUGACACUUGGUAGGAAUGCUAUAAGAGAUGAAGGUUUUCGUGACUUGUGCAGUGUUCUUGGAAAGGAAACAUGUAACCUUACUUACUUAAGUGUUCGCGAAUGUUCUUUAACAGAAAAAUGUAUGUCAACGUUGUGCGACGCUCUUGAUGAAGAACAUUGUGGAUUAAGAUACUUGAACCUUGCUGACAAUGCUAUAGGGGAUGAAGGUUUACGUACUUUGUGCAGUGUUCUUGGAAAGGAAACAUGUAACCUUGCUGCCUUGAAUCUUUCUGGCUGUUUUUUAACAAAGAAAUCUAUGUCCACGUUGUGCGGCGCUCUUGAUGAAGAACAUUGUGGACUAACAAAAUUGGACCUUAAAAGAAAUUAUUUAGGUGAUGAAAGUGUACGUGAAUUGUGCGUUGUUCUUCAGAACCGAACAUGUCAUCUUACCAGGUUAGCGAUUUCCAGUUGUUCGUUAACAGACGAAUGCAUGCCGAGCUUGUGCCAGGCUCUUGGAGAUGAACGAUAUAAGCUCACUAUGUUGGAUAUAAGUAAAAAUGGAUUCACAGAUAAACAUUUACCAUUACUCGCAGACGCAGUUAAACGUCGGGGAUGUGAUUAUGUUGGUUGUUUGUGUAUUGAGAGAGAUAACUUUACUAUAGAAGGUUUAAGAUUGCUUGAAAAGGCCUCGGGACGAUUCCAAAUCGAUAUCUGUGGUUGAUGUUUCAUUCAGAAAGCGAUUUACUCUUAUUUAAAAGGUUCUAGCACACGGAGCGACAAGUCGCAGGAACAUGUCGCCUGAAACGAGUCACACGAGCGUCAGGAGCGGCAAUGUUGGGCAAAAACAAAUCGCCUGAAUGCAAAUAGUCAUGGGAAUGAUGUUUUGAAAUACGCGACACGGCGCAUAGUAAUCUCAGGUCAUAUCUCCCGGGGAAGAUAUUUGUCCUGCGACACGGUGACUUCUCGCUUCGUGUUUUUGAACUUUAAAUCGUUAAAGACUUUAUAAACAAGUAUUGCAUGGUUAUCAGUAAGGAAGGUGAAGCAUUUGACAAACCAUGUUGUUCACGUACCAGGUCGCAGGUAAAACACGGUUUGAAGACUAAACGACUGAGACAAUACAAUUCAUUAACCAUGUUUUUGUGCGUUUGUGCAGAAUUUGUUCACAUCUCGUGUGCAGUCACGUGUCGCUUGUAUUUGAAACAAAAGCAACCAGUUACGUUAUUAUAUCCAAUAAUUGGUUGGGAGGUGGUGCAUAUUUAUAUAUUCAUUUUUUGCCGACGAAUUUUUUUGUACGCAUAUUUGUUUUCAAAAGAAAUCUGUUGAGCAGAGCUGAAUAUAUAAAUAUGCGCCCUUGUUUCAGUCCUGGUACCGUUUGUGUAAAAUGCUUAACUAGAUUUUGGGUAGUUAUAUGGUAGCUAACUCGAAAAUACAAGAUUCUGAUUGGCCAAUUCUGCCACAAAUCAAUUUUCAAUCAAGUAUCAUGCCCAUUGUUAUGGGGAGAACAGAUGCGUAGAAGUCGCUGUAAUGCUGUAAUCAGAAGUCACUGUAAAUAAAUGCUGUUAUCAGAAGUCACUGUAAUGCUGUAAUCCCUCCUCGAGAUGGUGUGGGGAGGGCCA
Molecule: messenger RNA, 4538 nt
Organism: Dendronephthya gigantea
Lineage: Eukaryota; Metazoa; Cnidaria; Anthozoa; Malacalcyonacea; Nephtheidae
Product: NACHT, LRR and PYD domains-containing protein 3-like
Exons: 1
Coding region: 77-3643 (1188 amino acids)
Molecular function (GO): protein binding
Source: RefSeq, a predicted model, not a curated record